Messenger RNA from Cyclocybe aegerita, 264 nucleotides. Lineage: Eukaryota; Fungi; Basidiomycota; Agaricomycetes; Agaricales; Hemipholiotaceae. The record is from the annotation of a GenBank genome assembly.
AUGAUUACUGGCCCCGCAUUCGAGAACAUCUCGUGGAGGACAUAUAUUAUUUUCGCCGUCCUGAAUGCGGCUAUCAUUCCGCCCGUGUAUUUCUUCUUUCCAGAAACCGCUGGGCGCUCCCUAGAAGACAUGGAUGUUAUAUUUGCGUUGGCGCAUCGGGAGGGUGUUUCGCCUGUCUCUGUUUCGUUGCGCCGAGACGUCCCAAUGGCUGGAUCCCCUGAGGCAAAUAUGAUCCUCGGUCACGACGAGGAUUUAAACGCCUGA